UUUAAACAUGCCGCAAGGGCAGUCAAAUGUCCAACUCAUGAAAAGUGCAGUGUUGCCAUCAUACCACCAAAACAAACAAUUAUCGGUAAACAAAUACAGUGCUGAUUUCUCCUCCGAGUCCUAUGAAGACGCAAAUAAUUGCUCGCUCACUCCGAAAGAGUUCGAAUAUAUAAUGUCACUUACCUCAGUUGAAUAUCUAAAUCACCUACGUUGCAAUUUUCCUCCACAAUUAACGUCACUUAGCACCGACGGAGCUGCUUGUGUUAAGGCGCACAAGUGUGACAUUAGCAGUCCAAUAUUUGAGUUAUGUCCAUCUGAACUUGUGUUCCAAAACUAUGUCGAAAACCACACAUAUGAACUACCAUUGAUACUGCGUAACGUUGAUUCGAUGAUGCACAGUGUGCAUUUGGUGCACGAAACCAAUCCAUAUUUUCAAAUAAAAUACUUAAGCUCUAUUGGACAUAAGAUUGCAGCAGGACUAUCACUACACUGUCUGGUGUCAUUUACACCCGACUCACUUCGCGAUUACCAGCAUGAACUGCUGUGCAUUACUGAUCGUGAAACCUAUAAGAUUCCAAUUUACUGCCUCGGUCCUCGAGCUAUUUUAGACUUUCCUGAUGUAAUUGAUUUUGGAAGCUGUACAAUAAAAUACAACACUUCAAAAUUUAUCAUGAUAAGAAACGUUGGAAAGACUGCGUCCAGUGUCACACUGCAUACCGCACCUCCAUUCAAAGCAGAAAAUCCAGCAUUUUCUAUCGAACCACUUGGCUGCUGUACACUUGAAUUCGUUUUUUAUCCGGAGCUUUGCGGAACUUACGCUGAAAACCUUUAUGUACGACUGGAUACAGGUGAAACACUCUUUGUUAAGCUAAAAGGUGUGGGACAACUCGCUGCCGUGCAAUUGGAAGCAGACGUUUUAAACCUAGGAUCUACUUACAUUGGUCAAUCUGCUACCAAAAACUGUAUAAUCUAUAACAAAUCUGAUGUGUGUAUCAGAUACA
This is a messenger RNA of Dicrocoelium dendriticum, 1001 nucleotides long. Lineage: Eukaryota; Metazoa; Platyhelminthes; Trematoda; Plagiorchiida; Dicrocoeliidae. The record is from the annotation of a GenBank genome assembly.